CCAGAAAAAUAGACAUUCUUUCGCGAAUAUCCGCCUUUCUUGCGUGUACAUCUUGCACAGCACAGAUGAACAGUUCCUUUUUCUCGAACAAAAAAUAAUAAUAAUAAGAAAAUUAGAAGCCCGGGAAUUUCUGAUUUUGCUUUAUCACGAGGUUCUUUAGUUGUGAGAUUCUCAAAGUCUAUCUGGGUUAUGGUCCCUUGAUCAAAAUCAAUUUGUGGUGUAGAGGCUACCUGAAACCAAGUAGUGUUAUGAUCUUGGGCUACUAAUCGUGCAUUCUGAUCCACUAGUUUCAAUCUGGCAAUGGCUCAUGCUGGUUAUUUGCAAUUGUCCCAUGAAUUGGGACUUUGCGGGAAUCAGAGGUGCAAUAAACAAUACAAGAGUGUAAUAGGGAGGGGCAAGCUACAUUUGUUAAGUGCUACUCUUUCAUCACGCGUGUCGUUUCAGCGACGGGAAUCUUGGAGCUUUUGCCUUUUGGACACUGCAUACAGGCCAAUACAUUCUUUACCUAGCAGAUGCAAUGCUUUUAAAUGCCGUUCUUUUCUAAGACCAGGCCAACCAUUUGAAUUCUCUAGUACGAAGACUGUUGCCAUGGCAUUGACGAGGUCAUAUAAUUUCUUAGAAGGUAGUCCUCUUGCACUUAAGUUGGUUCCAGCAGUUGGUAUUAUUAUUUUUGCUGUAUGGGGUAUUGGGCCACUUUUGCGUCAGAGCAGAAAUAUACUUCUUCAUAAGAAUGAUAAUAGUUGGAAAAAGAGUAGAACUUAUUAUGUCAUGACCUCGUAUCUUCAGCCUUUGCUGCUAUGGACGGGAGCAGCACUAAUUUGCAGAACACUGGAUCCAGUAGUUCUACCUACAGAAGCUAGCCAGGUUGUUAAGCAACGUCUUUUGAAUUUUGUGAGAUCAUUGUCGACUGUACUGGCCUUCGCCUAUUGUUUAUCAAGCGUGAUUCAACAAGCACAGAAAUUCUUCAUUGAGAUUAAUGACUCUAGUGACACUAGAAAUAUGGGAUUCCAAUUUGCAGGAAAAGCUGUGUACUCUGCAGUAUGGGUUGCAGCUAUCUCAUUGUUCAUGGAGUUGCUGGGUUUCUCUACCCAGAAAUGGUUGACUGCCGGAGGUCUUGGGACUGUCUUGUUGACUCUUGCCGGUCGUGAGAUAUUCACAAAUUUCCUUUCAAGUGCUAUGAUUCAUGCAACUCGGCCUUUUGUUCUGAACGAAUGGAUUCAAACUAAGAUUGAAGGCUAUGAAGUUUCUGGUACUGUUGAGCAUGUGGGUUGGUGGUCACCAACAAUUGUGAGAGGUGAAGAUCGUGAAGCAGUUCACAUUCCGAACCAUAAGUUCACAGUGAAUGUUGUGAGAAAUCUCAGUCAAAAAUCUCAUUGGCGUAUCAAAACACACCUAGCCAUUAGUCACUUGGACGUCAAUAAGAUCAAUAGUAUUGUCGCUGACAUGCGCAAAGUCUUGGCAAAGAAUCCACAAGUUGAGCAACAGAGGUUGCACAGAAGAGUGUUUCUGGAAGAUGUUAAUCCUGAAAACCAGGCUCUUUUGAUAUUGAUAUCAUGUUUCGUGAAGACUUCACAUUUUGAAGAGUAUCUAUGUGUUAAGGAAGCUAUAUUGUUAGAUCUUCUUAGAGUCAUCAGCCAUCACCGGGCUAGACUUGCCACACCAAUCCGUACAGUGCAGAAAAUAUAUGGUGAUACCGACUUGGAAAAUGUACCAUUUGCAGAUACAAUAUUUAGCCAUGGUGGAGUGGCAUCAAACCGCCCAUUGUUAAUGAUCGAACCCCCUAACAGAAUUAAUGGAGAAGAUAAAACAAAAAAUCGUUCAGUGCGUGCAACUGCAGAACAAGACAGUAAGACUGGUGCACGACCUACACCUGACACCAAGGGUGAUGCUAAGGUUGGAGCAGCAUCAGCUCUUGGCCACAAGGCCAAGGAUACACCAACUUCUGACAUCAAGGCAGAUAAUAAGAUUGGAGAGACACCAAAUCCUGACCCCAAGGCAGAGCUCAAGUCUGCAGCAGCAUCUGUGUCAGAUCCAAAGGGGUGUGAAAAUGCAACAACGAAACCGACAUCUAAACCUGUCUAUAAGACAAAUUCUAAGGGUGCAGAAAUGCCUUUCUCUGACCCCAAAGGGAUGGGUUCAGCAUCUGAUAAUUCAACCCAAAAGGUCUCUGAUGGUAAGCAACCUAAGAGUGCAAGUUUGGGGAAUGUUAUGCAGAAGUCUACCAGUCCAUCAGUUUCCUCAUCAGAAAGUAGUGUUGACAAAGCAGGUGCAUUACCAAUAACUCAAUCUAGACAGGAAGGUGAAAGGAUGCCGACACCGGUUGCGCAGCCCCCAGCAUCAAGGCCUAUCUUGGAAGAUAAUAUAGUACUUGGUGUAGCUUUGGAGGGCUCAAAAAGAACACUUCCUAUUGAUGAGGGAAUGGUUACCCCGCCAAGUCAUGCAGAAGGAAAGGAAAUGGCUGCAAGCCGGAAUGGGUCUCCUACUUCUGAGAAGGAUAAGAAAGAUGGUCAGGUCCCAACUGGUCCAAGUUCAACGUCUGGCAAUCAGUGAGAUCAAUUAGGUUGAUCGAUGAAGAUGUCUUAGUUCUUGCUCCUGCUCUUGCUAACUCUCCGGAAUUACACCAUCAAGGCUGUGUUUUUUCAAGCUGAUUUAUACACUGUACAUCCUCUUUUCUUUUUUCUUCACGAUUCUUGUCAUCAUAAAUUGCGGCAUCCGGCUUUGAAAAUUUAGCUACACAUUAAACAGAAAUCUACGGUUCUGUCAAGAUAUGAAUGGUCUUGGCAAUCAAACUGAUCAACUUUCUGACUCCAAGCUGUUCCUGUUUUGCUUAUAGAAAUUAGAAAGAUGACUAUACAAAAGUUGUACAUUUUUUUAAA
This is a messenger RNA of Alnus glutinosa, 2876 nucleotides long. RefSeq names its product mechanosensitive ion channel protein 2, chloroplastic. Gene Ontology annotation, biological process: transmembrane transport. The coding region runs from base 301 to 2550 and encodes 749 amino acids. Lineage: Eukaryota; Viridiplantae; Streptophyta; Magnoliopsida; Fagales; Betulaceae. The record is from RefSeq and is a predicted model, not a curated record. The transcript has 14 exons. Gene Ontology annotation, cellular component: membrane.